Molecule: messenger RNA, 3065 nt
Organism: Mucor mucedo
Lineage: Eukaryota; Fungi; Mucoromycota; Mucoromycetes; Mucorales; Mucoraceae
Product: P-loop containing nucleoside triphosphate hydrolase protein
Exons: 9
Coding region: 60-2990 (976 amino acids)
Biological process (GO): mRNA splicing, via spliceosome
Cellular component (GO): U2-type catalytic step 2 spliceosome; cytosol; U4/U6 x U5 tri-snRNP complex
Molecular function (GO): translation elongation factor activity; U5 snRNA binding; GTPase activity
Source: RefSeq, a predicted model, not a curated record
UUUUUUUUGUUCUUUCGACAGAUCAUUAAAGACUUGACGCGAUUACAAUUGAAUCAAUCAUGGACGAUUCACUUUAUGACGAAUUUGGUAACUACCUCGGCCCUGAUCUUGAAGAUGAAGAUUUAGAGAUGGAGGAGGAAGAGGACAACACCUUUGAAGAGGAAGAGGAAGAGGAAGAACACGUCCAGCAACAAGACGAACAAGCUUUAAUGCAAAUUGACGAUAUUCCUGCUAAUCAAAUUGUCUUGCACGAAGAAAAGAAGUAUUAUCCUUCCGCCGAAGAAGUAUAUGGCGAAGAAGUUGAAACUAUGGUCCAAGAGGAAGAUACACAACCUUUAAGCGAACCUAUCGUUGCUCCCAUCCAAGUUAGAAAAUUCAAUGUGACUGAAAAAGAUUUACCAGAGACUCAUUAUAGCAAAGAGUAUAUGGUAGAUUUAAUGAACCACCCAGACCUUAUAAGAAAUAUUGCAGUAGUGGGUCAUCUUCAUCACGGAAAAACAUCCUUUGUAGAUAUGCUUAUUUCUGAAACUCACGAUAUUCCUAUCAAUGUCGAUCAGCCUGAACGUUAUACAGAUACUCAUAUUUUAGAAAGAGAGCGCGGUGUUUCUAUUAAGAGUAUGCCAGUAACUCUUGUUAUGCAGGACAUCAAAGAGAAAUCAUAUUUGCUCAAUAUUUUAGAUACACCCGGCCACACAAAUUUUAUUGACGAGGUUGUUGCUGCAACCCGUUUAGCAGAUGGUGUUGUUAUUGUUGUCGAUGUUGUUGAAGGUGUUAUGGUUAAUACAGAACAAGUGAUUAAGCAUUGUGUACGCGAAGGCCUCACCAUGACGUUAGUUGUAAAUAAAGUAGAUCGGUUAAUUCUGGAAUUAAAGUUACCACCCGCCGAUGCUUAUUACAAAUUGCGUCACACUAUUGAAGAAGUCAACACGGUGAUUCGUUCUGUGCCUGGAGGAGAAAAUAUCCGUCUUUCACCUGAAUUAGGCAACGUCUGUUUUGCGUCCAGUCAAACAGGUUGGAUCUUUUCGCUGAAAUCCUUUUCCAAACUUUAUGCAGAUUCAUAUGAAGCCGAUUUUGAUGAACAAGAUUUUGCUAAACGUCUUUGGGGCGAUGUAUACUUUAACCCCGAAAAGGGAUCCUUCCACCGUAAAUCACAAGGCGGUGUAAGUAAACGUACAUUUGUUCAUUUCAUAUUGGAACCUCUUUACAAGAUUUAUGCUCAAGUUAUUGGAGAAGAAACUGAAGAUUUAAAAAAAACAUUACGCUCUUUGGGAAUAUAUUUAAAGAAUAAGGAUUACGGUUUAAAUGUGAAGCCUUUACUUCAUAUGGUAUUGACUCAAUUCUUUGGUCUUGCUGGCUCGUUUGUUGACAUGGUUGCAAAACACAUCCCCUCUCCUGUCGAAAAUGCAGCCCAUAAAAUUGAACGCUUUUAUACCGGUCCUCUCUCUUCAAACGUUGUGCAAUCCAUGAUCAAAUGUGAUGCAGACGGUCCUUUAAUGAUUCAGAUCACCAAACUUUAUAAUAACGAACAAAGCACAGAAUUUCAAGCAUUUGGCAGAGUGUUUAGUGGCAGUAUCAAGGUUGGACAAGUUGUACGUGUCCUGGGCGAAGGAUAUUCUGUUGAUGAUGAGGAAGAUAUGACGAUGCAGAAAGUCGAACAUACUUGGAUUUACGAGUCUAGAUAUCGUGUUGAAGUAGAAGGUGUCCCAGCUGGUGGUUGGGUAUUAUUAGGUGGUGUAGAAGGUUCCAUCAUGAAGACAGCUACUAUCGUUGAUCAAAAACCAAGAGAAGAUGCAUAUAUUUUUAAACCACUUCGUUUCCCCACAGCUGCCACUUUGAAGGUAGCUAUUGAACCAGUCAAUCCUUCUGAAUUACCAAAGAUGUUGGAUGGUCUUCGUAAGAUCAAUAAGAGCUAUCCUAUUGUUACUACAAAGGUGGAAGAAUCAGGUGAACACAUUGUUUUAGGUACUGGUGAAUUAUACUUGGAUUGUGUGUUACAUGAUCUUCGUCGCAUGUAUGCAGAGAUUGAACUCAAAGUGUCUGACCCUGUUGUGCGAUUCUGUGAGACAGUUGUAGAAACAUCUGCAUUAAAAUGCUUUGCCGAGACACCAAAUAAAAAGAAUAAGUUGACAUUUAUUGCCGAACCCCUUGAGAAAGCACUUGCAGAUGAAAUCGAAAAUGGAGAUAUCAGUAUUCGUUGGCCCAAGAGCAAACUUGGUCAACGUUUAGAAAGUAAACAUGGCUGGGAUGUACUUGCUUCAAGAUCCGUAUGGGCAUUCGGGCCAGAUGAUAUGGGACCAAAUCUCUUAAUGGAUGAUACUUUACCUUCUGAAGUAGAUAAAAAAUUAUUAUUCUCUGUCAAGGACUCAAUCCGUCAAGGUUUCCAAUGGGGAACUAGAGAAGGCCCUCUCUGUGAUGAACCUAUUCGUAAUGUUAAAUUUAAAAUUUUAGAUGCUGUAUUAGCAAAUGAGCCAAUUUAUAGAGGUGGCGGACAAAUCAUUCCCACUGCACGUCGUGUUUGCUAUUCUUCUUUCUUGACUGCUACUCCUCGUUUAAUGGAACCUGUAUACUAUGUUGAGAUUCAAGCACCGGCAGAUUGUGUUUCUGCAGUUUAUGCAGUUUUGCAGCGACGAAGAGGUCACGUUACUCAAGAUAUUCCCAAACCUGGAUCACCAUUGUAUACCGUAAAAGCGUAUAUUCCUGUGAUUGAUUCUUGUGGUUUUGAAACUGAUCUUCGUACACAUACAGAAGGACAAGCAUUCUGUCAACAGAUCUUUGAUCACUGGCAGAUUGUCCCUGGAGAUCCGUUAGAUACUAGUAUCGUACUCCGUCCUUUAGAAGCAAGUCCUGCUCAACAUUUGGCGAGAGACUUCAUGGUAAAGACAAGAAGAAGAAAGGGUCUUUCUGAAGAUGUCAGUAUAAAUAAGUACUUUGAUGAUCCUAUGUUGUUGGCACUGGCUCAAACCGACGUUUUGGGUGGUGUUUAUGAAUAGUUUUCUAUUUGAUCCUUUUUUUUUUUAAUAAUAAAUAAUAAAAAAAAAAUAAACAUGUAAUAAAUUUUAUGUAAU